This is a messenger RNA of Endocarpon pusillum Z07020, 1494 nucleotides long. RefSeq lists its product as uncharacterized. Gene Ontology annotation, biological process: regulation of DNA-templated transcription. The coding region runs from base 1 to 1494 and encodes 497 amino acids. The record is from RefSeq and is a predicted model, not a curated record. Gene Ontology annotation, molecular function: DNA-binding transcription factor activity. The transcript is spliced from 2 exons. NCBI's taxonomy places the organism in Eukaryota, Fungi, Ascomycota, Eurotiomycetes, Verrucariales, Verrucariaceae.
AUGUCCGCUCCUGGAUCUAUCGAUCUGAAUCUCCCCUCACCACCCGAGGCAACAACCCCUUCAUCUCCUGGCCAUCCAAACAAAAGACGCAAAACUGGACCUACCACGUCCCGAGGUGUCGCCAGUCUUACUCCUGAGCAACUCGCCAAGAAGCGCGCAAAUGACAGGGAAGCACAGAGAGCCAUUCGAGAACGAACAAAGGCUCAAAUUGAGACUCUAGAGAAGAAGAUACAGGAAUUGACGUCACAGCAACCAUAUCAGGAACUCCAAGCGGUGAUUAGACAGAAAGAUGCGAUCCAGGCCGAGAACGAUGAUAUACGGCGGAGGUUGGAAUCCGUCCUGUCGAUCAUACAACCGAUAGUCACUGCCCAUGGUUUGACGGAUCUUGCUACAGCUGCUCAAACAGACGGGCAGAAUCAGCCUCCUACCACGCAGCAACUGGGGUUGCUGCAAGGCCAAUACAGCGAUGCGCGCAACGGCACUCGAUCAUACUCAGAAGGCUCACCUCAGACCUUAGGCUCUCCUUCACCAAACAAUGCAACUGCCUUUUUACAGAAUUUCGUACCGCCGCCUGUCGCCCGACCCAAUCCCGAGCGCGUUUGGUCGCCCAUUGAUGCAUUGGCCUACCAGAAGCAAAACUUACACCAUGGGCUGGACCUGAACGAUUCCGGAGAGCGACUGGGAUUCGGCUUUUUAUUGGAUGGAUCGCACCACGUAGCGAAGGUCAAACAGCCAAACCAGAGUCCACGUGAGCACAGAACAUCGCCAAGCUCUCAAUCAUAUCCGCCCUUACCGAAUAGUCCGUUCACUGAUCACGCUAUUGCUCCGUGGGCUGCACCCUGCCGCAAUGUGGAACCGACAUGUACGCUUGAUAGUUUCCUUCUGGGCUUUCUGCAGUCGAAGCGCAACGAAGCUGCCCAAGGCGUACCUGCACAGAGGCUGGUCGGGCCAUCCUACCCCAGUGUCUCCUCAUUAUUGAAUCCACAAAUCGAGUCACAUCCUUUGUCCAAAGUCUUUACGGAUAUUCUCAGCACCUUUCCAACCAUCGAUGCACUACCUCAGCAGAUAGCCGUCCUGUAUAUCAUGUUCUUGAUUAUGAGAUGGCAGAUAUAUCCCACUCAGGAGAAUUACGAGCGCUUACCAGACUGGAUGACCCCACGGCCAUCGCAGCUGUUCACACCUCAUCCCGCCUGGAUAGACUAUCUACCUUGGCCGAAAAUGCGAGACAAGCUUGUGGAGUGCUACCAUGAUUACGCCUUCGAGGAUUUCACGUUGCCUUACACCACAACUUUGUCCUUGAAUUGGCCAUAUGAGCCGACAGAUGCUCUGCUCCAGUCAGACUCUGAAGAAUUGAUGAUCAAUCCAGUGUUCGAGCGUCACUUGAGGAACCUUUCGAACUGGUCGCUCGGACCGGCUUUUGCUAGAGCACAUCCAGCUUUGGCUGACGUAGCAAGGAUAAAGGGUGAUGACAAUCGAACGCCUGGCAUGCAAUGA